GACACCAGUUUCGAGGACAAUCUUUAGGGGCCUCGUAACCACCGUAAAUUAGUAUCUUCGUUAUCUCUUUCCGUUGUUGAUUUCGUCUCGAGGCUCCACUACUGCGUAGCGAAGAUUGCCCGCACACGAGGAAAACGCCUCGCCACAGACUAUCAAUAUUUUGUAGGGUAGUGCUAGCUGAAGUCUGUCGUCGUGUCCUUGGACAGCUAAACAGGAGCGGGAAGCUCGAUAUAAGAAGGCAUAUCCUACCUGGGCGAUCAGUUGCCGAAGACAAUCGAUCUAUCAGUAGUGUCAAAAGAUCAACGGACCUCUUUGGGUCAACAUGGUUUCGCAGGACAAAGCGAACCUCACGAGGGUUCGGGAUAACCAACGGAGAUCUCGCGCCCGGCGAAAGGAAUAUGUACAGGAGCUCGAAAAGCGGCUGAGGAUUUGCGAACUACAAGGCAUCGAGGCGUCCUUCGAGAUCCAGCAAGCCGCUCGAAGAGUCCUCGAAGACAACAAAAAGAUGCGGAUCUUACUCAACAGCAUAGGAUUCCGUAACGAGCGGAUUACUAAUUUCCUCCACACCGGUAGCCUUGACCCGACUGAAGUCCAUACGCCCAGCCACCCAGAUGGCCCCGAAGACACGGUUCAGACGUUGGAACUCCUCUUAGCACCUCGCCAGCCGACACGGUUUGACUCUAGCCCACAUACGGCGGCCCCUGCACCAGUUGCUACUAUAUACAGUAACGCCGGAAACGGAUUCGUCACCCCCAUGGGGCCUAGUCAGGAGAAACUCGAAGUACUACCUCCUAAGACUAGCACGCAGGCCCAGUUGCCAACUAGUCCGGCGUUGUCAGAGCCGAUUCUCUUCGAGUUCGAACCUCAAAGAUAUUCACGACCUUUCGUACCUGGCACUGGCCCCAGCCAACCCCUAGGUGAACCACCGGCGGAGUUCGCUGUGCCCCCGGAUAGGCCUUCACUUGUUUCAGCAUUCCGGCUUGGCGCGAACCCAAGUGGUCAAGAUUUCAUGUACUGCGGGCACGAUCCGAACUUCCAGCCGCGUUUCGAGGAAAACGACCUUGCAGAUUCAUACCCAAGCCUCCUGUCUCCGUCCAGGAGGGCUAACAGUUCUGUUUCAACGCCUAGCAUAUUCACGACCACCACACAUAAAGACCAGAAAAUUUUCACUCCUGAGAAAUAUCCUAACGAGGUGCAAUAUGGCAGCACGGGUCACCUAACAUGUUCACCAGGCGGGGCUUACCAAGCCGGCUAUAUAAAUGGAAAUUGCUCCUCUAUUAUCGUGUGACGUGAGAGAGGCAGAGACCGCGCCAAUGAAUGGUCCUAGUCAGAUAUUACACUACCGCUUAGACGAUUCAAACCCACAUUCCAGAGACAAUGUCUACAGCCAACCGCAUUUGGCCUCUCGGGAGAAAACUACGACAUGGGUCUUUGUCUUGUAACGGCUGAGACAUUUCUUUUCUACAGACAAUAACUACGAAAGCGAACACUGGGGCUUCCGACCGAAGGCUGUUUUCAGAGAGAUUGAUGGGAUUUCGUUAUGUUCAAAGCCGAGUACCAUCUCUUUGUCUGCACCCGAAUUGUCUACAAGAUGGAGAAUACAGAACGUCAAAUAGUUGUUCGUAACCCUCGAGAGCAUACUGCAAG
This is a messenger RNA of Durotheca rogersii, 1647 nucleotides long. RefSeq lists its product as uncharacterized. Bases 323 to 1288 code for a protein of 321 amino acids. The record is from RefSeq and is a predicted model, not a curated record. The transcript has 2 exons. NCBI's taxonomy places the organism in Eukaryota, Fungi, Ascomycota, Sordariomycetes, Xylariales, Xylariaceae.